CCUCGGUACCUCUCCAAAUCCCAGAGGCGGAAAUAAGAGGCCUCUACGCCGGUUGGUUGCAGUUUAGGCAUCUCAGAAGAUUUGAGUUACCUGACAAUUAUGGCACCAAGAAACCUCUGGUACAUGAGGAAUAACUUUCUCUUUGGUUCAAGAUGUUGGAUGAUCCGAUUUUCAGCAGAAGUCCUCUUCAAAUCAGUUUCAUUUAGGCUUUUUUGUGUGAAGUGUGAUAAUGCAGGCAAUGAGCCCUUGAAGAAUGAGGACCUACUGAACAACUUACUUUCUAUGGGAGUAGAUAUUGACAUGGCAAAGAAACGACAGCCUGGAGUUUUUAAUAGGACGAUUACUAAUGAACAGGACCUGAAGAUUUUCCUUCUAUCCAAAGGAGCUAGCAAAGAAGUGAUUGCUAGCAUCAUAUCAAGAUAUCCACGAGCUAUCACACGUACUCCUGAAAGUCUUUCACAACGGUGGGAGCUGUGGAGAAGGAUUAUGACCUCAGACCUUGAAAUUAUAAAUAUUUUGGAACGUUCUCCCGAACCCUUUUUUCGGUCCAGUAACAACCUAAACUUAGAGAAUAAUAUAAAGUUCCUCUACUCAGUUGGAUUGACCCGUAAAUGCCUUUGUCGAUUGUUGACCAAUGCCCCUCGUACCUUCUCCAAUAGUGUUGAUCUGAACAAACAGAUGGUUGAACUUUUGCAGAAUAUUUGUUUGUCCUUGGGUCACAAUGAUUCUGCAGAUUUUGUCAGGAAGAUAAUUUUUAAAAACCCUUUUAUCUUAAUUCAGAGCACCAAACGGGUGAAAGCUAACAUUGAAUUUUUACAGUCAACUUUCAACUUGAACAGUGGGGAACUGCUAGUUCUGAUAUGUGGUCCGGGAGCUGAAAUCCUAGACCUUUCCAAUGACUAUGCCAAAAGAAACUAUGCAAAUAUCAAAAAGAAGUUUUUUUCUCAUGGAUGUACUGAAAAAGAGAUACAGAAGUUUGUCUUAAGCUAUCCAGAUGUGAUGUUCUUAGCAGAGAAAAAGUUUAAUGAUAAAAUAGACUGCCUCAUAGAAGAAAAAGUUAGCAUCUCACAAAUAAUUGAAAAUCCUCGGGUUCUGGACUCAAGCAUAAGUACUUUAAAAAGUCGAAUCAAAGAAUUGGUAAAUGCUGGCUAUAACUUGAGUAUGUCAAAUAUCACUCUUCUGUCUUGGAGUCAAAAAAGAUAUAAAGCUAAAUUGAAAAAGUUAAAUGGAUAGAAUAGUGUUUGGGGAAUUAAGAAAUCAGUCUUAUAAUGUAGCACUAUCAUUUCAUUUUGAAUUUGGGCUUUUCAGAAAGAAGAGGACCCACAGAUAGAUAUAUAAUGGUCCUUUGAAUGUUUUGUUUUGUAGGUUCAUGAAAACUCAUGGUUGGUAUGCUCAAGUAUAGUGCUUCUAUCAACCUCUUCUCUAGUUUGAAUUAAUGCAACAUCUUAUUUUAUGAUAUAAGGCUGUGGCUGCUAUACAAAUAGUAGUUCCUGAGUGCCACAGCAGAGCAGUAGGUAGAAAGUACAAAAUAAGCUUUUGGGGCUUCUGUUCAGAUUAAAAAAUCAACAGAUUUAUUUAGAUAGUUCUAUUUCCUCUCAUGUUUUUAAAUGGCAACCUAUUUCUCCUGUUAUUCCCAUGUGUCUAGUUGUGGUUCACCUUCAAAGUAGAAUACCAGUAAAAAUGUGACAGAACAGAAAGGAGGGAUUUUUCAUUCCAAGUUCCACAUUUUCUAUUUAAACCAUUAGUGCACUU
Molecule: messenger RNA, 1752 nt
Organism: Galeopterus variegatus (Sunda flying lemur)
Lineage: Eukaryota; Metazoa; Chordata; Mammalia; Dermoptera; Cynocephalidae
Gene: MTERF1
Product: mitochondrial transcription termination factor 1
Exons: 2
Coding region: 100-1233 (377 amino acids)
Biological process (GO): termination of mitochondrial transcription; regulation of DNA-templated transcription
Cellular component (GO): mitochondrial matrix
Molecular function (GO): double-stranded DNA binding
Source: RefSeq, a predicted model, not a curated record